Phytophthora nicotianae INRA-310 is the source of this 1329-nucleotide messenger RNA. RefSeq lists its product as hypothetical. Bases 1 to 1329 code for a protein of 442 amino acids. Gene Ontology annotation, cellular component: BAT3 complex. NCBI's taxonomy places the organism in Eukaryota, Oomycota, Peronosporomycetes, Peronosporales, Peronosporaceae. The transcript has a single exon. Gene Ontology annotation, molecular function: misfolded protein binding; polyubiquitin modification-dependent protein binding. The record is from RefSeq and is a predicted model, not a curated record.
AUGCUUCCAGGUGACAACGACGAAGUGGAGAGCCCGCAGCAGCCGACGGCCGGCUCUACAACGCCUUCUACGGCCGAUAUCACGCGUGUGACGUCACCGAUCAAUACGUCUGCGAGCCGACCGGCUCUUAUGCGCAGUGACAGCGAAUCCAGCGCGGAGGAAACACAGCACCCGACGCUACAGCGUCAGCAUCAGGAGGUGGCCGAGGAAGGAGGCAUUUCAAAGGAAGAUAGAGAGACACCUGAGACGAAGGAAGAGGACAAGAAGGAGGGCAAGAAGGAAGACGCCGACCAACAGCCCGAAGAAGACGCAGACCCCGAGGCCAUCCACGUCCGUAUUCUGGACUUGAACGGCAAGUUCUUUAAUAUUUCGUGCCGGCUGGACUGGACCGUGGCCCAGAUGAAGCAAAAGUUGCUGGAAAGUACCGAGGUGGCCGUGGCCUCCCAAAGACUUAUCUAUCGCGGCCGAGUACUGGAGGAUGAGUCCUCACUCGAUAGCUAUAAGGUCGAGGAUGGCCACACUAUUCACCUCUUUGUAAGGGCCGCGCCCACGCCCGACCCUGAGAUCUUAAAUACUGAGCUCAAUGCCAAUGGGAGCUCCAGUUCGGCCCGAGAUGAUGGCAUCACGGUUGUAAACAUCAACAGCGACAUUGUGUCCUCGGCCGUAUUCCCGUCCGACUCGGCCAGACGUGUAGACCCGCUGAUGCUCGACUCCGCGCUGGGUAACUGUGCACGUCGCGUGAAGCUGUGGAGUUCGUUCUUGUUGAUUAUCUACACAAUGAAGGUUAUGGGCCAGUUUGCACUGCUGGCCAAUGACCAGCAGCAACGAGCAGCCCAACAAGAACAGGAAGCAGCGGGUGCCAGUGGCACGGACCGACCAAUGAACAGAUACGAUGAAUACCCGCAGUACUACACGCCGGACCCGCUGAUUGGCGGCCUCGAGCUCAUGGUUCACUGCUUCGGCGUGUACGUGGGCUGUGUGGGCUUUAAGGCCGCACACGACACGGACAUUCGCCCCAUUCGAUUCUACUGCCGAGGUGUCGUGUGGCUUGCUAUAUUGACAGUAGCAGAACAAAUUUACACAACUGUGCAGAUCUCCGAAUCGGAUUUCCCAACGGAGAGAGUGCAGUAUCCCUACGGCGGACAGGGCCCCACGAAGGACGACAUCGUGUCGGCCAACAUCUUCCAGACGAUCAUGCUCGUAGUCAUGUGGAUCAUUGCUAUUCGCCAUUCGUAUCUGCAUCAGCGUGAGGUUUCCAUCUACAACCAGUCGUUCGCAGCGGCUGCGAUGAAUGCGGCACCUCCUGUUCACCUACCUGAAGUGGUGUAA